Clonostachys byssicola is the source of this 759-nucleotide messenger RNA. Lineage: Eukaryota; Fungi; Ascomycota; Sordariomycetes; Hypocreales; Bionectriaceae. The record is from the annotation of a GenBank genome assembly.
AUGACCACAACUACGGUUACCACCGAGGCCAUCACGGCCGAGACCAUGCUGCGUCUCUUCCCCGACAUCGACACCAACGACGAAGCCUUGAGCGGCCACGACGAGGAGCAGAUUCGGUUGAUGGACGAGGUCUGCAUUGUUCUCGACAACAACGAUAUCCCAAUUGGAAAGGCCAGCAAGAAGAUUUGCCACCUCAUGUCCAACAUCGAUAAGGGGCUCCUCCAUCGCGCAUUCUCCGUCUUCCUCUUCAACGAAAAGAACGAACUGCUUCUUCAGCAGCGGGCAACUGAGAAGAUCACAUUCCCUGAUCUCUGGACCAACACCUGCUGCUCCCACCCCCUGGGAAUCCCAGGCGAGACUGGAUCCAACCUCCCAGAUGCAAUUGCGGGCGUCAAGCGCGCUGCGCAGCGAAAGCUCGACCAGGAGCUUGGCAUUAAGAAGGAGCAGGUCCCAUUCGAGGACUUCCAUUUCCUCACCCGCAUUCACUACAAGGCGCCCAGCGACGGGAAAUGGGGCGAGCACGAGAUUGAUUAUAUUCUAUUUAUCAAGGCCAAGGUCGAUGUCCACCCCAACCCCAACGAAGUACGAGCCAUCCAGUGGGUCACGCCCGAGUCUCUGAAGCAGCAGUUCCAGGACCCCAGCCUCAAGUUCACACCCUGGUUCAAGCUCAUCUGCGACUCGAUGCUAUUUGAGUGGUGGCAGAAGCUCGAUGGUGGGCUGGAGAAGUAUCUCAACGAGCAGGAGAUCCGCCGCAUGUAG